Fusarium pseudograminearum CS3096 is the source of this 1125-nucleotide messenger RNA. RefSeq lists its product as uncharacterized. The transcript has a single exon. The record is from RefSeq and is a predicted model, not a curated record. Lineage: Eukaryota; Fungi; Ascomycota; Sordariomycetes; Hypocreales; Nectriaceae. The coding region runs from base 1 to 1125 and encodes 374 amino acids.
AUGGCCUCCGAUUUGAAAAAUGGCCGUCGGCGAGCAGCUAGCAACGCCGCUACCAGACCCGGACACACAAGGCGAAAGUCCAGGGCCGUUAUCCAGCCCAAGUCAUCACACACAUCAGAUGAAUUUCUUCAAGACUUUCUAGACCCAACAUUUGAUCCCGCGACUUUCCUAAACUCGGCCUUGCCUCCACUGCAGCAGCGCUCUGUGCCUGGUCGGACGGGGUCGGACAUCGCACCUCUUGCUGAGCUGUCUACUCAAGCCCAGACCCUGAUCUCGCAGCUAAAUGCUCAGACUUCACGACUAUCCACCACUCUCACACAUCUCACUGAUGAUAUCUUGAGAAGCGGGAGCCGUUUGGCCUACGAGGUGGAGCUACUACGGGGCGAGACACUGGGUCUGCAGGAGACUAUGAAUGAGACGCUUCAAGACGACAUCAAGAAGUUUGUCCCUGAAGGACUGCAAGAAGCUAUCGAGGCAAAGAACGCAGCUGCGGCCGCGGCCAAGGAAGACAAGAGCGCGGCACCUUCAACGACAGCCGCUGCCACUGCCAGUGACGGAGCGAACCCGGAUGACCCCGAGUUUAUUAAACAGUUACAAACGCUGACCCUCGUGCGAUCACGAUUGGAUUCUGUUAUUAAGACAUUUGGAGAUGCCAUGGAAUUCGUUUUCCCUCCAUCAGAAAUCUCAGUCAGCUCCGGCUUUCUGUCAGUAUCAGCGCCAGAACCCGGUUCAGCACAGCAGAGCUCCGAGGAGAAGGGCAAGGAAGUGCUUCAGAAUAUCCGAAAUGAAAUAUCGGACUUGCUGAAUAAAUCGGAUGAUCCCGUCCAAGGUAUCGAGAAGGCGGCGCAGAGGAUUGAGCAACUUAAAGAGCUUUCGCUGGUUUGGAAGGAUACAGCAGAAGAAAAGGGCAGACACAAGUUCAUAGAAGGUCUCGCCAAAAUGGUAGAAGACAAGCAUCGGGAUCUAAUGAAGGAAAUGGAACAGGCGACAAAGGAGAAGGGCAAAGUCGAAUCACGAUCACGGAAAGGAAGCGUCACGCGAGAUGCGGCAGUGGUGGAAGAUACCAAGUCGCCGGGUGGUUUUGGCCUAAUUAGCCAAUUGCACAAACUUAGAGGGGGUCUUUGA